CUUAGGAUGCAAAGGAACAAAGGCCAAUUCACAUCUUCAAAGAUGAAUCGUGAUGAUUCUUCAUCGGCUAUAAAAAACUGGGAUGGUAAUGAGUACUGGAGUUCAGACGGUAAUGGACCUCAACAAGCAACUACCUGCCACCAUUGUGGCAUCAGUGAGAAAUCUACUCCGAUGAUGCGGCGUGGGCCUAAAGGACCAAGGACUCUCUGCAAUGCCUGUGGACUUAUGUGGGCAAAUAAGGGUACACUUAGGGACCUCUCAAAGGCUGCUCCCUUAGUUGUGCAGAAUCCUUCAUCAAACCAAAACGGGGAGAAUGAAGCAGUCGAGUCUGAUCAGAUGGUUCUUCCAAAUGUUUCAAAUGAGAACAAUUCUUCCUCCUGACAUCCUUCAUGCCAUCAUAGGCCUCAGAGAGAAUGUAAUGGAUUGAGUCAUCUAGGGUAAGAUUUCAUGUGAUCACCCCUUUAGAAAAGUUUAGGGCUUCAGCCACAUUAUAUUACAACUUGACAACUUAGAACCAAAAUAGUUUUAU
This is a messenger RNA of Telopea speciosissima, 529 nucleotides long. Its product is annotated as GATA transcription factor 28-like. Gene Ontology annotation, molecular function: zinc ion binding; sequence-specific DNA binding. Lineage: Eukaryota; Viridiplantae; Streptophyta; Magnoliopsida; Proteales; Proteaceae. The transcript is spliced from 5 exons. Gene Ontology annotation, biological process: regulation of DNA-templated transcription. Bases 7 to 381 code for a protein of 124 amino acids. The record is from RefSeq and is a predicted model, not a curated record.